Messenger RNA from Sclerotinia sclerotiorum 1980 UF-70, 1428 nucleotides. RefSeq lists its product as hypothetical. The transcript is spliced from 3 exons. Gene Ontology annotation, cellular component: transcription factor TFIIA complex. Gene Ontology annotation, biological process: transcription by RNA polymerase II; transcription initiation at RNA polymerase II promoter. The record is from RefSeq and is a predicted model, not a curated record. NCBI's taxonomy places the organism in Eukaryota, Fungi, Ascomycota, Leotiomycetes, Helotiales, Sclerotiniaceae. Bases 1 to 1428 code for a protein of 475 amino acids.
AUGUCGAAUACUCAGGUCGGAAAUGUUUACCAGCAGAUUAUCGCAGAUGUAGUCGAUAGCUCCCGAGUUGACUUCGAGGAGGGAGGAGUUGACGAAGUAGUGUUGGAGGAAUUGAGAAAGGGAUGGCAAACCAAGUUGUCACAACUUCAAGUUGCCUUGUUUCCUUGGGAUCCAAAACCUGAUCAACCUAUGCAAAAUCCCCCAAUGGUACCUUCAAACUACCAGCAUACAGGCAUUCCUCCCGGCCAACCAAUAUAUCAAACUCCAAUGCCUAAUGGACCUCGUAUCAAAACCGAACCUGGUAUGGAGAACUCAGGCUUCAUGCCAAUCCCUAUGUCACAGCCACCCCCUCAAAAUCCUCUUAUGACUAUGCCCAAUGCAACACCUGCUCAGCAACGUGCCGCUCAAAAUCUUCAUGCAUCUUAUGGGCAGAGAGCUGCUGCUUCAAUUCAGUCCAUUCAAGGAGGUGGUGGUGCACCACAACCACAGCAGCAAGCUAUGACCCAACUGACCCCGCAACAACAACAAGCUCUGCAUGCGCAACAGCAACAGCAACAGCAACAACAACAACAACAUUUACAAAUGCAGUCAAUGCAGCAGCAACAGCAGAGACCAGCUAGCGGCUUACCUCCUCAAUCUCAGCCACAACAGCCACAAGGACAACCUCAGAGUCAGCAAAGCCAAGCAGCUGCAGCUGCUUAUAGACAAAGCAUUGCAGCUCAACAGGCUCAACAGUUACAGCAACAGCAGCAGAGACUUCAGAAUGCUCAAAAUGCUCAGAACCCUCAAAAUGCUCAGAACCCUCAAAAUCCCCAGAAUAAUCAGAAUGGUCCGAAUGGUCAAAAUGGUCAAGCUCCGCAAGCCCCUCAGAACCCCCAGAACCCCCAGAAUCCUCAGAAUCUGCAGGGUGGAGUUGCAAGUGCACAAACCGAUGGGGUUGGUGACGAUUUUGAAGAAACUAUUGGGGUUGUCAAGCAAUUUGAUUCCCAUGGAAAUGAGAUUGCCAUGGGCCGGGUUGAAAUUGAUAAUCUGAUCCGCAGCAAGAUUGAAUCCAUGGGUAAGGCUAUGGAAGGUGGUGGUCUAAUGCUUCCACUCAAGGAAGCCAAUAAAAUCCCCUCAGCCAAGCGCCAGCGAAAGACCUUACCAGGCUCAUUGUCACAAACAGAUGGUCCCGGCUCUGAUGAUGACGACGAUAAAGCCAAGGAUGAAUUAGAUGAGGAUGCAAUUAAUUCUGAUUUGGAUGAUCCUGAUGACGCUUUGAAUGAUGAUGAGGACGAAGAUGAGGGUAUGGGUCAUAUUAUGCUUUGCAUGUAUGACAAAGUUCAACGAGUCAAGAACAAGUGGAAGUGUGUCAUGAAAGAUGGUGUUCUUACCGUCAAUGGAAAGGAAUACGUUUUCCAUAAAGCCACCGGGGAAUACGAAUGGUAA